Molecule: messenger RNA, 636 nt
Organism: Myxozyma melibiosi
Lineage: Eukaryota; Fungi; Ascomycota; Lipomycetes; Lipomycetales; Lipomycetaceae
Exons: 5
Coding region: 1-636 (211 amino acids)
Biological process (GO): protein import into nucleus
Cellular component (GO): nucleus; cytosol
Molecular function (GO): nuclear import signal receptor activity
Source: RefSeq, a predicted model, not a curated record
AUGUUUGGUGCUAUCUGUGCUGGACGGCCUGUCCAGACAAAUCUACAGCAGAUCGAUCCCACGAAAUUUGUAUUUCAAAUCGAAGAUGGAGCGUCGGUGAAUCAUAUAGUCGUGUUUUUGCUGCCGGGAACCGUGCUUGAUCCGUCGGUCGCUGCUACUGUAUAUUUUCAAUGGCCCGGAAAGCCGUUUCAGCUGCUAGGAGCCAUCUCAAACAACAAACCAUCAGCCAUCUUCAAAGUCAACCAACGUACACCAGCUCCCCGUGUCACAGCAUCGAUAGACGACAUGGUCGACGACGACACCGACCUAGUCUCCGCCGGCGCAGAACCCAUCACGAUCUCGCUCGGAAUCUCAAUCGAGCCCGCAGAUCAGGUCGAGGCGCAGAUAAGCCAGAUGCGCGCAAAUAGCGCCGGCUCGUCGACCGCGCUCGUGCCGUCGUCGAAAAGGGCGCCGCUGAAUCCCAAUUCGACGGCGGCGCUGGCGAAUAAGAUUGUCUCGAACGCGUUUAAUUUCUUGAGCGGGUUCGCGACCCCGGACGGAAUGGUUCCUUUAAAGACAUUUAACGAUUGGUGGACCAAAUUUCAAAAUAAGCUAGCGGUCGAUCCACAGUUCAUACAUCGGAUAGAGGAGGACUAG